UAUUUUUAACCCGAUUACAAAAAAAAAAAAAAAGACAGAUAAAUUAAUUUCCUCUGUUCUUGUAGUUCUCUCCUCUUGCAAGCUGACAGAUUCCAGACACUGUCGCUGAAGUUUCCUUUUUGUUUUCUUCUAUUGCUGCCUUUCCUUCUCUUGUUUCCUUCCCUUCCUCCUCAAGAUAAAAAGGAUUUAUAGUCUGAAAUUCUUUCUCUUUAAGAUAAUUUUUCUACUUUUCUCCAAAUGGGUCUCUUGGAUUCCCUUCUAAACUGGCUCAGGAGCUUAUUCUUUAAACAAGAAAUGGAGCUAUCCCUUGUAGGCCUUCAGAAUGCUGGAAAGACAUCUCUUGUUAAUUCCAUUGCUACAGGUGGCUACAGUGAGGACAUGAUUCCAACUGUUGGAUUCAACAUGCGAAAAGUUACAAAAGGCAAUGUAACGAUAAAGCUUUGGGACCUCGGAGGGCAGCGGAGGUUUCGUACAAUGUGGGAGCGUUAUUGUCGUGGGGUCACUGCAAUUCUGUAUGUAGUUGAUGCAGCUGAUAGAGACAGCGUUCCCAUUUCAAGAAGUGAGUUACAUGACCUUCUAACAAAACCUUCUUUAAGUGGAAUCCCUUUGCUUGUUGUUGGCAACAAAAUUGACAAGUCAGAAGCUCUGUCCAAGCAAGCUUUGGUGGAUCAGCUCGGUCUUGAAUCAAUCGCAGAUAGAGAGGUUUGCUGCUAUAUGAUCUCAUGCAAGGACUCCAUAAACAUAGGCAUGGUCAUCGACUGGCUUAUCAAGCACUCAAAAACAGCAAAUUCAUCAGUAGUUUGACCUUCUCCUAGUCAAUGCUUUCUUUUACAGAAGAGAAGGUGAAGAACUUGAGCAUAGAUGCAGGGUAGGCAAUAUAGUGCUUCCUGCUGGAAUUUGUUUAUUGGUUUUUGAUUCCUUGUUUCAUUCUGAAUGUUCUGUACAGUACCAUAAUGAUUACAGCGAGUUGUUCAUGCAAUUUCUUUUAAUUUA
Molecule: messenger RNA, 993 nt
Organism: Populus nigra (black poplar)
Lineage: Eukaryota; Viridiplantae; Streptophyta; Magnoliopsida; Malpighiales; Salicaceae
Product: ADP-ribosylation factor-like protein 8c
Exons: 6
Coding region: 238-804 (188 amino acids)
Biological process (GO): protein transport
Molecular function (GO): GTP binding; GTPase activity
Source: RefSeq, a predicted model, not a curated record